Paramecium tetraurelia is the source of this 1047-nucleotide messenger RNA. RefSeq lists its product as uncharacterized. The record is from RefSeq and is a predicted model, not a curated record. The transcript has 3 exons. NCBI's taxonomy places the organism in Eukaryota, Ciliophora, Oligohymenophorea, Peniculida, Parameciidae.
AUGUUUGACAAAAUAAAAGUUGGAUAUAAAAUGUCAAUAUAAGAAGCUAAUUCCAAUUAAAAAAUAUAAAUUUUGAAAAUUAAAGCCGAAAUAGGAGGUCUGCAAACUACUCCAAAAAAAUCAUGCUUUAUUGCCUCAAUUAGUAGCAUAGAAUCAAUGCAAGCUCCUAGCCUAGAAAUAAAUUACAAAUAGGAGUCUAAGAUUAUAUGUUAGCGUCCCAUAAGCAUGAAGAUUGUUGAGGGGGGAAACAAUUUACGUGAGUUAUAUUGGGAAAUCCCCAUUCAUCAAUGCUUAACCCUAACUAAUUAUAAAUAAUAUAUAGAAUUUAGUUCUUUAAAUAAACUAACAAUAUGCUAUAUAUCUGAUGAAGAGAGAAAAUAAAAGGACUUUAUUAUAUAAUUUAAUAAAUUCUAUGAUAUGCAUGUUGACUACUUUAUGUAUGAUAAUGAGAAUGAAUCUUUACAGAAGGCAAUUUAACAUGAAUUAAUUCUAUAAAGAUCAGGUUAAAAUAGAAUCCCAAUUAUUCUUAGAUUGAAUUCAACUGUUUUUUAUUAAUUUCAAAAUUAAAAAAUAGAAAUAAAAUUACAAAGCCGAUUUUUAAAGCACCCUCUUCCAUAAGUGGAAGUUGUUUUGUAUAACAGAGUUAUUUUUGAUAAUAUGUAAUAAGCAUAUCAUCAAUUAACUCAGAGAAUUUCUAAAAAACUGGAAAAUGUAGAGAAUAAUAAUCAUAAUAGUGAAGUGGAUUUCGAAUUGGAUUUAGGCUAACUUUAGAAUAUUGCACCAUUAUAUUUAGGAUAGAAAAUAGAAUCGCAUCAUAUUCUUCUAAUCAAAGUUAUUUUUGAAAAAUAAAAUUGUUGUGAUUGGAGUUAAAGAAAAUUUGAUAUAUUUGUUCCAAUUGAAAUCAUCACUUAGAAUCCUGAAAUUGAUGAAAAUAUCAAUUAGAAUCCUGAUAUCAUCGAAUUAGAUGUUUGGCCUCAUUUUUGCCAAUUAUAUUAAAAUUAUUUGAAGGUGAAAGUUCUUAAAGAAUAAAAUUUGAAAAUCUUAUGA